AUGGCCUUUUUCGUUACGGCUUGGACUGCCCUGCUGUGGCUAGCCUCAGCAACUGGAUUCGACCCGACCAAACCGUUCUACAUUCCGAACCAAUCCAUCGAUCUGCUGGUCGCUUUGGGCGAAUACAACAAGAACUGGAAAGGAGUGGAGAGGAUCAACAGCCCGGCGCCCCUCAAUCUCACCAACACCUUCGCCUUCUCGCGCAACAGACUGGCCUAUGUGCUUGAAGGGGAUGAUCGAGAUUUAAGGUUGCCCCAUUCCGCAUUCAGGCAAGUGUCAGAUUUUUUAUUAUCAUCUACAGAAUUCACUAUCGUCGCCAUGUUGAAGCAGUUCCCUAGAAAUCCCGGGACGAUCGUCUCUUUCUCGCACGGCGCUAACAGAUCAUUGGAGAUCCAAUCGAGCGGUAGACUGAACGAAUUGAGGUUGUACUACACGAGCGGAGCCACCGCCUAUUCGGAGACCUUUCCUUACUAUUUGGCCGAUGAUAAUUGGCACAAAUUGGCGGUGACGAUCAGCGGCCUGCAGGUGGAGGUCUUCGUCGAUUGCAGGUCGCUGUUCAAGCGGAUGUUGAAGAUCGCCGUGCCGGACAAUAAUUUCCCCAAGCAGCCUCAUUUGUGGAUCGGGCAGGGCGUCAGCCGGAGCUUUUUUAAGGGUAUCCUGGAGGAAUUGAAGGUGAUCCGAGGUCCUCACGGUUAUUUGGCGUUGUGUCCACACGCCGAUUCCGUUUGUCCGACUUGCGGACAAUUCCAGAACCUGGAAGAGACCGUCAAAGAGCUGUCGCGACAUCUUAAGGAACUUUCCAAAAGGCUAGUGGAAGCUGAAUCUCGUGUGAGUAAAUUAGAAGAAUGCGAUUGUCGAAUAGCGUGCCAUUUUAAUGACACCGUACACGAAGAUGGCGCCAAAUGGCAAACCGGCUGUGAUGUAUGUUCGUGUGUGCGUGGUGAAGUAAAGUGUCGUCCGAUACUUCCAGAAUGUCCCAAAUUGCCCUGCAAACAUCCAGUGAAUAUUACUGGGAUGUGUUGUCCCGUUUGUUUGAGAGAAUGUUCGUUGCAAGGUAAAUUGUACGAUCACGGUGAAGUGGUGACGGUGAAGAAAUGCUCGGAAUGCAGAUGCAUCGAUGGUUCGAUGAAAUGCGCCAAAAUGGACGAAAGCAACUGUCCCAAAUUGAAUUGCCCCGAAAAGGACCAAUACAGCGUUCCGGAGCAAUGCUGUAGAAUGUGUCCAGGUGUCGAUCACUGCGCCAAAGGGAACUUUUGUCAUGCUAACGCUUCCUGCCUUAAUUUACAAACUACUUACGCUUGUCAAUGCGACCAAGGUUUUCAAGGGGACGGCAAACUCUGCAUCGAUACGAACGAGUGCAAGCGAGAGGGCGGCCUCGACGGCCAUCAUUGUCACCAAAACACCGUCUGCGUGAACACGCCCGGUUCGUACGUGUGCGAAUGUCUACCGGGCUACAGGCGCAUCGAUCGCUUCAAUUGCGCCGAAUUGGACGAGUGCAGCACCGGCGAGCACAAUUGCGACGUCAACGCGCGCUGCAUCAACACCAGAGGCAGCUAUCAUUGCUCCUGCAAGGAGGGAUACACCGGCGACGGUUACACCUGCCAACCCGUGUGCGAGUACAAGUGCAUCAACGGCGGCGUGUGCACCAGCCCGGGCAAAUGCAGCUGCCUGCAGGGCUACACGGGCAGGAGCUGCGAAUUGGACCUCGACGAAUGCGCCACCGACGCCCAUCGAUGCUCCAACUCCUCGACGUGCGUCAACAAAAUCGGCUGGUACUACUGCGAAUGCAAGCCCGGCUACAAGAACGACUACAAAGACAAUAAUCUAGGACUAGUCUGCGAAGAUAUCAACGAAUGCAACAGCAGCCUUCACACCUGCCAUCCGUCGGCCCAAUGCAGGAACACCGAGGGUAGCUACGAAUGCGAAUGUCCACCGAACAGGCCGGACUGCAAGCUCAGCUGCAAGUUCGAAGAGCAGGAAUGGCCCGACGGUUGGCGCGGCAACUUGUUCGACAAACCCUGCCAGGAAUGUAGCUGCGAUCGGGGCGUGCUCACCUGCGAGGAAAUCAAGUGCAAUUGCAGCCAGCCGAAGAUGUCCAACGACGAGUGCUGUCCGCAGUGCAACCCGCUGUACAGCUGCCGCCACCAGGAGCUCCGGCACGUGGUGUUCAACCACGGCGACCAUUGGACGUUCCAGUGCAGGACGUGCGAAUGCCAGAGGGGCGAGAUCGAUUGCUCGGCGAUGGCGUGUCCGCCGCUGGUGUGCGACGAUCCGGUGAAGAAUCCGGAGGAUUGUUGCGGCCAUUGCGAGGGGGAUCCGUGCUCGUUCGGGGCGGGGAAUUUCACCCAAGGCGACGGGCAAUCGUGCACCUACGCCAACAGGGUGGUGCCGUCGGGAUCGCAGUUCAACGAUCCGAACGAUAGGUGUACCACGUGUAAUUGUAAGGUGCCGUACUGCGCAGAACUGGACGGGACGUUAUGCUGCCAUUAUAAUAACCUUUGCGGCGGUUAUCCAGAACCAGUGGGAUACGGCGGCGUGGUGGCGGCUAAAAAUGUACAUUCGACAAGUGACAGUGACAAUGUUAAACAAUCUAAUCAUCGUCAAUUGGCUGCUCACAGUGUUGGACCCUACAGGGUCGAGACUGAAAGAAAAGGGCGGUCGAAAAGGGCGAUCGAAAAGGGAGCCGGUUGA
This is a messenger RNA of Phyllotreta striolata, 2691 nucleotides long. NCBI's taxonomy places the organism in Eukaryota, Metazoa, Arthropoda, Insecta, Coleoptera, Chrysomelidae. The record is from the annotation of a GenBank genome assembly.